ACGGGUCGCGUUUCGCCGCUACAUCCGCUUGCCGGAAGAGGCGUCUGUUCUCAUUCAGGCUGCGAAGUCCGAACGGUCGCGGCAGCCACAAAAGAGGCUAGGCCGAAGCCGCCGGGAUGGAGGACAGUGAGUGGCGCAGCAACAACUUCAGGCAGAAGCUGGUCAGCCAGAUUGAAGAAGCAAUGAGAAAAGCUGGAGUUGCUCAUAAUAAAACCAGUAAAGAAAUGGAGAACCAUGUUUACAUGAAGGCCAAAUCACGGGAGGAAUAUCUUUCCCUCGUGGCGAGGCUCAUUAUCCAUUUUCGGGAUAUUCAUAACAAGAAGACCCAGACCUCUGAUCCUAUGCAUGCACUACAGAAUCUAACUGGUGGGCCACCUACAGGAACUGCAGCCAUGGGAAUGACUUCACGCCCUCAGGGAGCACCCAUGGGUGGCAUGAGUGGACUUGGUCCAAUGGGACAACAAAUAAGCCUCCCAGGGCAGCAGCAGCAGCAGCAGCCUCCCGGAACAGCUGGGAUAGCUACACAUGGUAUUCCAGGCAUCCCUACAGCUACACAACCAACUCAGCUUCAGCUCCAGCAGAUGGCACAGCAGCAGUUCCCGGUCCAGCAGCAGCAGCAGCAACAGCAGCAACAGCAGCAACAGCAGCAGCAGGCGGCUUUACAGCAGCAGCAGCAGCAGCAGUUCCAGGCUCAGCAGACAGCAUUCCAACAGCAGUUUCAGGCUCAGCAGCAGGCUGCAGCAGUGGCACAGCAGCAACAAAUGCAAGCAGUCCAGCAGCAGCACUUGCUGAAAAUACAGUUGCAACAGCAAAGCCAACAGCAGAUGCAGCAGCAGCAGCAUCAACUACAGCGAAUUGCUCAAAUGCAGUUACACCAGCAGGCAGCUCAGGCUAUCCAGGCCCAGCAGCAGCAGCAGCAGCAGCAACAACAGCAGCAGCAGCAGCAGCAGCAGCAGCAACAGUCUCCCUUGACACAGCAGGCAAUGCAGCAGCAGAUGCAACAAAUGCAGCAGCAACAGCAGCCACAAGUGUCACAAGCUCAGCUGUCUCAGCUUCCACCACAGCCAAUGGUGUCUCAGGCACAGACAGUCCCAGGGCAAAUUUCUAGUCAGGUCAUGCCUCUAACAUUAACGCCCCAGCAGUUAAAAGUCAUACAGGUAAGAACUCUGCAGCAGCAGCACCAACAGCAGCAGCAGCAACAGCAACAGCAGGCAGCUGCACAAGCACAGGCACAGGCACAGGCUGCCCAAAUGGGAGCAUCAGGACAGAUGAUCACCGCAACUAUGGCUCGAGGUGGGAUGCAAAUAAGACCACGGUUCCCGCCCACCACCGCUGUAUCUGCCACGCCUCCGAGCACCAUUCCUUUGGGUGGACAGCAAAUGCCUCAGGUCAGCCAAAGUAGCAUCACCAUGAUGUCUUCUCCUUCACCAGUCCAGCAGGCCCAGCCAUCUCAGCCUAUGCUUCCACCACCUCAGCCACAGCCCUCCCCGCAGCCAGGACAGCCAACUUCUCAGCCCAAUUCCAAUGUCAGCUCCGGUCCAGCCCCAUCUCCCAGCAGCUUCCUCCCCAGUCCUUCUCCACAGCCUUCCCAGAGUCCAGCAGCUGCCCGAACGCCACAAAACUUCAGCGUCCCUUCUCCUCUCAAUACACCAGGCAAUCCCAACUCAGUCAUGAGUCCAGCCAGUUCAGGCCAGUCAGAGGAGCAGCAGUACCUGGAAAAACUCAAGCAGCUCUCUAAAUAUAUUGAGCCUCUCCGGAGGAUGAUCAACAAAAUAGAUAAGAAUGAAGACAGGAAGAAGGACCUGAGUAAAAUGAAAAGCCUCCUGGAUAUUCUGACUGAUCCUUCCAAACGCUGUCCUCUGAAGACUUUGCAAAAGUGUGAAAUUGCUCUGGAGAAGCUCAAGGAUGACAUGUCUAUGCCUACCCCCCCACCCCCUGUAGUGCCUCCCACCAAACAGCAGUACCUGUGCCAGCCCCUGCUUGAUGCAGUGCUGGCAAAUAUCCGUUCUCCUGUAUUCAAUCAUUCCCUCUACCGGACCUUCAUGCCAGCUAUGACAGCUAUCCAUGGUCCACCUAUCACGGUUCCAAUAACUUCCCCUCGGAAGCGAAAGUAUGAAGAGGAUGAAAGACAAACCAUACCAAACGUAUUGCAAGGAGAAGUUGCUAGACUGAACCCCAAGUUCUUGGUAAACCUGGAUCCCUCCCACUGCAGCAAUAAUGGCACAGUCCACCUUAUAUGCAAGCUGGAUGACAAGAACCUUCCGAAUGUCCCACCGCUGCAGCUCAGCGUUCCUGCUGAUUAUCCAGAUCAGAGCCCCCUUUGGAUUGAUAACCCUCAACAAUAUGAAGCAAACCCCUUCUUGCAGUCAGUGUAUCGCUACAUGAUGUCCAAAUUGCUGCAGCUUCCUGAUAAGCACUCGGUCACAGCACUCCUCAACACCUGGGCACAGAGCAUCCGCCAGGCCUGCCUGUCUGCUGCCUAAUGUCAUCUCCCCUUGCCGGACCAGAGCUGGAAGAACCACAGAAGCAGAAGCCUUAAUUCAUAUUGGUUUGCUAGGAGCCAGGCUUCAUAAAGAGGGUCUGGCGUUAGGUUUAGCUCUUGUGCUCCUUGCCAGCAGCCGGAUUCAUAUGAUGGAUUUGUCAAGGGUCUCAAGAUGGACAUGUCGGGAUUUUUUUUUUUAAGCAUCUUCUUAGAGAAGAAUAUGUAUAGACUUCUGUCAUGGAGUCUUACUGCUACAGGAAAAGGGACAAUGUCCUUCAGCCUUCGUCCAGUGCCAGAUGUUAUGUUACAUGUGUUUGGAUGCCAUCCUCACCUGAGGUACCCUGCAAAUGGGGAAAGACCUUUGAACUGUUGCUGUUCAGACAUGUGAUUAAGGAAGCAGGUAAGCUUUCCCUGUUCUGCACAGCUCGGGUUGCGGCUGAAAGUGUUACUGGUCACCUUGGGAUUUAGCAUGGCACUAUGACUUGCCUAUGGAUGCUUAGGGUGAGACAGAGGCAGCUUCACUAAGCACUGAGUUUGCUUUCUCCUGCCUGUUGCUAGUUUUUUGUGGAAUUUCAGUCUUAGAAGUAUUCCUGUUUUCAUGUGCUUCUGCCAUUACCAUUGCAGAAGUCUCUGGAAACUGACUGAUUCUCUCUGAAACUGGAAUAGCUUGCGGUGUCAAUUUGAGAUGUUUUUUAAAAAUGUAUUUAGAAAGCACUGAUUACAAUACAAAUGUCAAUAUUACAUACCUUGAACUACAGCCUUUGUUUUACUGUAAUAAAUGUAUUAUCCCCAUGUUGAA
Molecule: messenger RNA, 3281 nt
Organism: Sphaerodactylus townsendi
Lineage: Eukaryota; Metazoa; Chordata; Lepidosauria; Squamata; Sphaerodactylidae
Gene: MED15
Product: mediator complex subunit 15
Exons: 18
Coding region: 117-2483 (788 amino acids)
Biological process (GO): regulation of DNA-templated transcription
Molecular function (GO): transcription coregulator activity
Source: RefSeq, a predicted model, not a curated record